Pyrus x bretschneideri (Chinese white pear) is the source of this 1073-nucleotide messenger RNA. RefSeq lists its product as uncharacterized. The record is from RefSeq and is a predicted model, not a curated record. Lineage: Eukaryota; Viridiplantae; Streptophyta; Magnoliopsida; Rosales; Rosaceae. The transcript has 5 exons. The coding region runs from base 16 to 948 and encodes 310 amino acids.
AGCAAGAUAAAGCAAAUGGCAGCUCCUCUGCCUCUCAUUCUCAGAAACCCUCCUCACCGUCUCUGCACUCACCACCUCCUCCCUCCUCUUUCCACCACCACCAUCAAACCCUUCUCUCUGGUUUCUUUCUCCUCCAACACCAGGUCCUUUCCCAUCCUAAAGUCCACUCAGAUGGAAGGGGGUGAAAUUACAGAGGAAGUUACUGAGACAAGUUCAACUGAGACCAAUGUGAUUGGGAAGAAGAAAAUAUUUGUGGCUGGUGCCACUGGAAAUACUGGUAAAAGAAUUGUUGAGCAGCUGCUGGCCAAGGGUUUCUCAGUUAAAGCCGGAGUUCGGAACUUGGAGAAAGCGAAAGUUAGCCUUCCCUCAGCCAACCCAGCUCUUCAAAUUGUGAAGGCAGAUGUGACAGAUGGUUCUGCUAAGUUAGCAGAAGUGAUAAGUGAUGAUUCAGAAGCUGUGAUUUGUGCCACUGGAUUCAGCUACGGAUGGGAUGUGUUUGCUCCAUGGAAGGUUGAUAAUUUUGGCACAGUCAACCUCGUUGAAGCAUGCCGUAAACUUGGUGUGAACCGGUUUAUUCUUGUGAGUUCCAUCUUGGUCAAUGGAGCAGCAAUGGGGCAGAUUCUCAACCCAGCUUACAUCUUCCUCAAUGUUUUUGGGCUCACCUUAAUAGCAAAGCUUCAGGCAGAGAAUUAUAUCAGGAAGUCUGGUAUAAACUACACGAUUAUAAGGCCCGGUGGGUUGAGAAACGACCCUCCAACCGGAAAUCUUGUAAUGGAGCCAGAGGACACUCUUUCAGAAGGCAGCAUCUCUAGAGACCUGGUUGCAGAAGUGGCUGUCGAGGCAUUACUGAAUCCUGAAGCGUCUUACAAGGUUGUGGAGAUAGUUUCGCGGCCUGAUGCCCCUAAGCGUUCGUAUGAGGAUCUUUUCGGUUCCAUCAAGCAACGGUGAUCUUUCACUCACUCAGUGUCAUUCCGGAAUCCAGAUUACUAUGUUGCUUUGCCUAUAUUCCUUUUGCAUUACUCUUUUUUUUAUUUUUUAUUAAAUCGGUAUAAUAUAUAUAUAUAUAUAUAUAU